Messenger RNA from Candoia aspera, 7313 nucleotides. RefSeq names its product protein phosphatase 3 catalytic subunit gamma (gene PPP3CC). NCBI's taxonomy places the organism in Eukaryota, Metazoa, Chordata, Lepidosauria, Squamata, Candoiidae. Gene Ontology annotation, molecular function: calmodulin binding; calmodulin-dependent protein phosphatase activity. The transcript is spliced from 15 exons. Bases 315 to 1880 code for a protein of 521 amino acids. The record is from RefSeq and is a predicted model, not a curated record. Gene Ontology annotation, biological process: calcineurin-mediated signaling. Gene Ontology annotation, cellular component: calcineurin complex; cytoplasm.
UGCGCCGUGGAAGCCCAGAGACGGCGGCCUUGACAGCUUGCGCCUUGUGUGCCGUAGAAGCGCGGGGAGGGGGGGGAAGCGCGGAACGACGCUGGCGCAGGCGCGGUAGCGGGCAGGCGCGGGGGGCUCGGGUGGAGAGAGCCGCCGCCGUCGCCGCCCGGGCUGUGUGAGAGGAUUUCCCCGGUUCUUGCGCCUCCGCCGCGGCCGUCACCAUCCCCGCCGCCCGGGCCUGCUCAGCCGCCGCUGCCGUUGGAGUCCCGGCCCCUCCCGCGGGGAGGCAGGAAGGUCCCGGGAGCCGACGGGACAGCCGUAUCAUGUCCGGGCGCGCCCAGAGCACCAAACUGUCCACGACGGAGCGCAUCGUGAAAGCUGUUCCUUUCCCCCCUACUCAGCGGCUAACUCUGAAAGAAGUUUUUGAGGAUGGGAAGCCCCGGUUGGAGAUCUUAAGAAACCAUUUGGUGAAAGAAGGACGCCUGGAAGAGGAUGUAGCACUGAAGAUAAUCAAUGAUGGAGCUGCCAUCCUGAGACAUGAGAAGACCAUGAUUGAAGUUGAAGCUCCAAUCACAGUGUGUGGUGAUAUUCAUGGGCAGUUCUUUGACCUGAUGAAAUUAUUUGAAGUUGGUGGAUCACCCAAUAACACGCGCUACCUCUUCCUGGGAGACUACGUGGACAGAGGCUACUUCAGUAUAGAGUGUGUGCUGUAUUUAUGGAGUUUAAAGCUAAACUAUCCCAAAACACUUUUCCUGCUCCGAGGGAACCAUGAGUGCAGGCAUCUCACAGAAUAUUUCACCUUCAAACAGGAGUGUCGAAUCAAGUACUCAGAGCGGGUAUAUGAUGCAUGCAUGGAUACAUUUGACUGUCUUCCUCUUGCUGCCCUCUUGAAUCAGCAAUUCCUGUGUGUACAUGGAGGGCUGUCUCCUGAAAUCACGUGUCUAGAUGACAUUAGGAAAUUAGACAGGUUUAAGGAGCCCCCCGCCUUUGGUCCAAUGUGUGACCUUCUGUGGUCUGAUCCAUCAGAGGAUUAUGGCAAUGAGAAGACACUGGAACACUUUACUCACAACACUGUUCGAGGUUGCUCCUAUUUCUACAGUUACCCUGCAAUUUGUGAAUUUUUGCAAAACAAUAAUUUGUUAUCUGUGAUCCGAGCACACGAAGCCCAGGAUGCUGGGUACCGAAUGUACAGAAAGAGCCAAACUACAGGUUUUCCAUCCCUCAUCACAAUCUUUUCUGCACCAAAUUAUCUAGAUGUCUAUAAUAACAAGGCUGCUGUUUUAAAAUAUGAAAAUAAUGUCAUGAAUAUCAGACAGUUCAACUGCUCUCCGCACCCCUACUGGCUUCCAAAUUUCAUGGAUGUUUUCACAUGGUCUCUGCCUUUUGUAGGAGAAAAAGUUACAGAGAUGCUGGUUAACAUCCUCAACAUUUGCUCGGAUGAUGAGCUGAUUUCAGACGGAGAUGAAACAUUGGACGAUAACUACAUUUCAAGCUAUCCGAAAGGAGGCACAAAUGCCCGUAAAGAGAUCAUCAGGAAUAAGAUCAGGGCCAUUGGGAAGAUGGCACGAGUUUUUUCAGUUCUUCGAGAGGAGAGUGAGAGUGUGCUGACGCUCAAAGGCCUGACUCCCACAGGUACUCUGCCCCUGGGGGUCCUCUCAGGGGGGAAGCAGACUCUACAGACAGCCACAGUAGAAGCUGUAGAGGCACGGGAAGCCAUCCGUGGAUUUUCGCCACAACACAAGAUCCGCAGCUUUGAAGAAGCCCGAGGUCUGGACCGCGUCAAUGAGCGUAUGCCGCCACGCAAGGAUUCAAAGCAUCCUGAUGGUCCGGUGAACUUAAGCUCAACAAACUCUGCGGAAAAGAAUGUGACAGGGAAGAAAGCCCAGUAACAGCUCCAUAUCACUAAAGGAUCCAAAACUUAAUGAAUUCUAUUUAUUUAUUAUGAAGGGGUGAGGGUGGGGGUGGGAGAAACCAACUUAGCCUGGAGGCACAUCCAUAAUCCAGUUUGCAUCCAUUCUGUAAGAGAGGUGACCAUUUUGUAAGUUUUUUAAAUUUUAUGUUCAAUAUAUAAAGUCAUCUUUUUUUUUAAUUUAGAAUGGGUCUAAAAACUAGUGCAUAUAUAAAGUGUUCUGUACAGAUAGCUAUCCCUGCCAAGAGGGAAAGAACCUGUGUUGGUGGGUGGGGUGGGGCGGGAAGGGAAGGGAAGCCAAAACAGCCUAGCUCAACUCUGGUAUCUGAUUUAUUGGAACCAUUUUAAGUUAACAUUUUAAAAGGGGGCAUCUUUGGUUUGAACACAUUUUCCUUCCAACAUUUGCUGUUUUUUUUGUUUUUUGUUUUUUGUUUUUGUUUUUAUUCUCCUGUUUCUCACCACACCUGAUGGUCCAGCACUUGACUUCCAUUAAAGGCAUGUCGCUUAGGGCAAUUGGUAAACUUUUUCCUUUGUGGAACCCUGUGUCAGAGGUAAAUGUUGAAAUACAGAGAAGCAGCACAGGAUAAAUUGCUGGAUAACUGUGAUGGGAAUCUCCCUUUUCUUCCCCCACUCCCUCAAAUGUAUCCAUCAUUUUGAAAUCCCAGUUUCAAUAGAGAAUAUCUCUUGGAAUAAACCACUAGGUUUAACCACUGCGCUUCAGGGACCUCCAUUCAUCGAAAAGCAUCACUCUUGUGAGCUAAUCCUGGUGGCUGCUAACACUUUCCAUGAGUUUAACCCUAUUUGACUUGCAUCAACAUCACACACGUGGGAUUUAUAUUGUUUCUCUGAAGCACAAGCAGCCUCAGGAGAUGGUCUGGCAGUCAUGAUCUCAAUGUGAAUUAAUGUUUGGGCUACUUUGCCCUUCUUACCACAUCCAACACAUCCUACAAACUGCCCUAAAGUGGCUCCAUAAUAAGAGCCCCAGCACAAAAUAUAUCUGCCUUGUCUACAUGAGGGCCACCUGCUUUCAUGGUUCAACAUGUUAGAAUAAGUACUGUAGGAAAUGUAAGAUCUAGGGAGAAUAUGUAAUUUGUGUAGAGUUCUGAAUAUACAACUGAGCGGUUCUCCUUUUGUCCAGAUGUACCCACAAUAUGCAUAUUCAUUGUAGGCAGUGGGACACUCAUGCAGCCUUUGCAGGGAUUCUGGUUGAGGGGUCUUCUUUGGGUGAAAGGCCAGAAAAGAGCCCCAUUCUUUUCUCCUGUAUAUAAGUGACAUAAUCUCUUGGCUUGAAUCUAAAAGGCUUCUCAGUAACUUCAAGGGUGAAGGUAUGAUUCUUCAGUCCCUAUAACUAGAAAAAUGAUCAUUGAUGUGAAGUCAGAAUUUUGUACAAGUGUAAGCUGAAUAUUAAAUAUCAAUCAGCAUUAACUCCCAAAAUUACCACCUACCAUUUUCUGUUCAGUAGUGCAUCUCUUCCAGAUUGGACCUUGAAAGGCCUCUGGAAGCAGCACUGCUUCCUUUUUGGACCCCUAAUGAGGGCUGCCUCAUACCAUUUAUGGAAAAGAUGUUUAUAGGCAAGUCCUUCUAUAUCUGGGUAGAGAUGUGCCCUAGAAUGCUUUUAAGGCUUGGAUCUCUGAUGCACAUCUGUGUUUAGGGAUGCCUUACUCUAGGAAAUGCUUGCAUGCCCAUUGCAAGUAUAGUUACUGAUAAAUUGUGCAUUGGCUCUGAGUUCCUGGAGUUCCAUCUGAGGAAAAAACCCCAAGUUUCUCGCUCCUCAAAGCAUAGUACAUAUUUCAGUGGGUUUUUUUUUUCACAUUUCUCAAAUUAUAUAUUUAGUUAAUGGAGUAUUUCAACCCUCUUCUUUCUAAAGAGCUCUAAAACCCCAGAUAGAGGAAAGAUGCUUUCUCAUUGCCCUUGAAGGACCUAUGGGUGGUAGUGAAGGCCUUAUAAGGGAAGAAACAUGGUUUUCCCCAUGGUGGGCGAGUGUUGGCAAGGGAAAAAUGAGAGGGAUGAAGAUUCUUUUAAGAAUGUAUAGCUAAAUGGCAUUGAUAAGAAAAAUCUCUGCAGGAACAAGCAGAGUAAAAAUUUUGGUUUGGGACAGAAUCAGAAGCGGGGAGAUUUAUGUUACAAUGUGCCAAAGAGCAGCAAUUGAACCAGUGAGUUGUAUUUUGGAAAUGGGAUCCUUUGUUGAGUAAAUUCUUAGCUUGGUCUAUUGUAGUAGAAACCAAGCCUUGGUGGUGGCUUCCUUUAAAAGAAAAAUACAAGUAUGAUCGUUCACUGAGAUGAGAAGUGUGUGCUCUCCCUUGGCAGUACCCCAGUUAGUUAGGUCUUGUUCCCCCUGGCUCUAUUUGCAAUGUUUUGAGUCAGUCUUCCUCAGGCAACUCUUCUUAAUAUAGUGGCUUACACAAACAGAACAAUCAUCCGUCACAGGUCUACCCUUUAAAAGUAUACCUCUUAUUUGCUCUGUGACGGACUUCUCCCCCCCCCCCCGCCCGCCCCAGGUUACAGAUAUAGGCUUUGCCUGUUUCUUAAACCUUCCUCUUGAGAAUUAAGAACUUAGUCUGUAUCUCUGCAUUUUAGAACUGAUGCAGCUGAGGGCGUUUGUAUUUUUAUCACUGUCUUUUUCCAUAAACUUCCACCUAAAUAGUGUGACCGUUCCUCUUGAAGAUGAAGAACCUCAUAUUCAAUUAUGCAGGCCUCUUAACAGCUUUUGUUUAGGUUAACCGUGGCAUCUCAUUUUUACAGAAGACGAGUCGAAAUUCCUUCCUUCAUGGAAUAGGUCACCCUUUAACUGUUGGUAGGAUAUGAUGCAGCCUCGGUUGGAAUACUUCUAAUCUAAGAGGAACAGAUUUUUGCAGGUCGCUCAGAAAGGGCUUCAUUUAGUUGCAUAAAUCUUGGGUGACUUGGUUUAGCCUCUGCCGUGUCAUCCAUCAUGAAUUUCCAUCCAGCUUUUUUUCAGAAUUGGAUAAGAUUCAGAUGCUGAGCCUCCUAAGGAUGGGAGCAUUAUUCAUGUGCUAAUUUCAGCCAUGUGUAUGAAAACCUUUAUAUAUCCAAGGAAUCAAUGUAGAAGGCACCAUUCGGGCCAUGACAGCCUGAACCACACACAUUUGGAUCUUCUCAUGCAACAGUAGUAAUGCUUAUAAAACAAAGCUGGUCUUUUUUUUAAAAAAAAACUUAGUGUCUGAAAGAUACUGCCAACUUUCUUCCCUCACCUUGGAGAGAUGAUAAUUCUUGACAACAGGGUGUCUAUGCCCUUUUUUGCCUACUAGAUAUCAUUGUAACGUGGGCUGCUGAUUUAGGAAACAGUAAAAACAUUUCAGUCCUGAAAUUCUGCACUAGGUACUGCCGUAUUUUUGUCCCUUCGUUUCCUAUCCCCCCUCCCCUUGAGUAACAUUGUGAUGUUAAAGCUAAUAAUGCUGCUUGCAGUAUUUUGCCCAAUUGGUUUAAGGUACUAUUAUCUACUGACCUCUCCCCUCCCCCAAUUCUUUUAAGAAAGGGAAGUCUUGGAGUCAGGUGGGAUGGCUGUUCAAAGGAGGGAUAGCUUGAGGCAGGAGGGGCCUUAAUUUCCGCCAGCAAGAGUUACUCUCUUCUCCUUUCACUGUUAAGAUGCUGGGGAAAGAAAGACUGCUUUAGGCUCCUUGAACUUAAGCAUAGCAUUUGUGGUGAUGGUGGGGCAAAGUAGCAUGGUUUGGGGGAAGGAGUUGGUUUUCCAACUCUCUAGUUCAGUGUUUCUCAACCUUGGCAAGUUUAAGAUACUUGGACUUCAACUCCCAGAAUUCCCCAGCCAGCAUGGCUGGCUGGGGAAUUCUGGGAGUCGAAGUUCAUGUAUCUUAAACUUGCCAAGGUUGAGAAACACUGCUCUAGUUAGACCACGCCCAUUUGGUUGUGUGCUCUCUGUUGGCUUUGUCUUUUUCCACGACGGUGGGUUAAAUUCCUGAUACUGUGAAAACAAGGAUAUAUGCAGCGUGAGACAGAGCUUGGGUGGAAAAGGCACAAAUUCUUUACAGCGGCAACCCUGCCUUUGUUCUCCAUGCUUUUCCCACCAUUUUAGCAAAUGGUCAGAAAUGCAGUAUUGAAACCUGUUUCCAGUAUUCAGUUCUCAAAACUUCCCUUGCCCUGCUUUCCCUUUCAUCUGUGAAAGAGAGGGCCAGCCACAGCUGUCCUUUGCUGGCAUGGCAUGAUGCUGGACCAACAGCUUCUUUCAUGCUUUAGGGCAAUUAGAUACUUCUUGAUCUCUUGCCCCGAAUUUUGAAGUGGGCAAGGUCUAAAGCCAGCUUAUCUCUAACUGUGUUGAAGGGGGCAUGUGUUGCUUACAUGCAGAUUUGCUUAUGAGAGCAGGAAGGGAGUACCUGGUUGGUUUCUGCCUCUGGAUGGAGAAGGACUGUUCCAUGUACAACACCCUUGGAGAGAUUUCUGGUCAAAAGGUGACAUCCUAAACCUGGGUGUUCCAAAAACAGUGGUCAUUAAUUGCAUCAGGUUACAUACCAGAUUAGCAUGUGGCUCUUCUGUUCUCUACGUUAGCAAUGAAAUGGGGAACAUUUUAUUUAGAGAUUGUUGGGCUAGGGGCCUUUCACACCACAUAGUCUUAUUUCCCAACAGAGAUAAAUACUGGGGAAUUGCACUUGGCUACCUGCCCAAUCCCACUUUCUGGGGGAAAAAAAUCAGUCAUUAAUUGAUCUUGAAUCUGUGAAAUACCUCUGUUGCUUUUUCCACCCAUUCUUCUCUAAUCUCAUCUGUUGUGCGCGCGGGUGUCUGUAUGUGUGCGUGUGUUUUUUUUCUAAUUCCAGGGACAAUCUUGAUCUUCAUCUUGAGCAACAAAAGCAGCAAAAUCAAUUUUAAAAUGGUGAGAAGCUAAGAAACAGCCCUCCAACACAUGGGAUUCCAGAGUAUCAGAGGCUGUGCGCACUGCCCCCUUACCUGUGAGGCUGCCUAGAAGCAGCCUUUUUUUAUUUUCAUUUUUAUCUUGCAUGAUAAAAAGCAAGGUGCAUGUACUAAGGAGGGGAGUCCGCAAUGGGUCUUCCAAACUUCAGGAACAAAGGUGCUUUCGCCUCCUUCAGGAGAACCUGGUCUGUUAUGGGGUGGCAGCCUGCUCACCUCUCCCCGAUUUAGCUAAUUUGCUGCUUCAUGGAGCACCUUGCCGGUUUUUCUCAUCCCAAACCAUCAUAAAUCCUGGGAACGUGGGGCAAGGACUGGGGUUCCUGGUUCUGAAGUGACGUUUGCCCAUUGCCUGGAGACUGCCUCCUUUCUUGCUCUCUUUUUAGCUAUGUUUAAAGAAGAAUGGUGACAAAUGUUAUUUAUUGGCGGAAAUUAUUUAAUAUAAUUUCUUUUUUGUGAAAAGGAAUGACUUUGUUAGAACUGUCUUAAUGUAAAUUGGAAAGUCAUCUUUAAGAAAAAAAAACUUAAAAAUUAAACGACA